CGCUCCUUCUUCUUCACGGCGACGUGAGCUUUGUGAUGAUGAUGAAUGAAAAUGGUUCGAAGAGGUGUGGAAGACGUUGGAGUUCACGAUUUAGGGAAGGUGAAGAACCGCCAAGGAAAAAACAUGAUUUGUGCGAGAUGAUGGGGACACUGAAUCGCUUUUGCAUCGCUUUUGCAUCGCGGCAGAGGUGCAGUUGCGCGAGAAGGACUCUGAUUUCCCCUACUUUAAGGUGGUUCACGGACAAUACAGAACCUACGAAAGCGUUUCCAUCUCAAUUUAACCGAAGAGCAACAUGGAUGUGUGGCGGACUAGGCAGUAUGAUUAUAAUCAGAGGGUUUUGAAUGGGAUUUUGUGAAAUAGAUUGUCAAUAAUGAUCGUUUGCUUGUUCCCUUUUGACUAAAGCUCGCCCGAUGAUUGUUCAUAAAAUAGUAUUUGAUUUUAUAAGUCAUUGGAGGAUGGUUGGUUCACUGUAGUAUGGCUUAUAGAGUUUUCCGAGAAGAAUUAAUAGGUGGCAGAGUGCAGCCUCUAUUCUCCUUGUGAGGGUGGGAGGAAGAUUCUGAUGCAAAAAUAGUGAAUGCAUUCACGGCGGCUUGUGGCAUUGACGCCUUCACCGUCGGAGAAUCGGAGGUGUGGUGAAGAUGCAAAAUUUCUUAAUUUUGGGGUUUUACGGUGAUACAAAGAGGAGCGGUGGUGAACAGAUGAACGAUUUAGGAUUCACCUUUUUGGGAUUUUACGGUGCUGAAUGACAAAGAGAGGCUGAUCAUGGCGGAUGAAGUUAAUGCAGCAUGAGAUGCUUUGUUGGUGAAGAGGAAUGAAACUUCUAGGGUUUUUUUGAAUGCUCUUUCAUCUUUUUAUAUUUUUUUAAUUUACUAUUUCAUGUGAUAAUUUAAUUAUUUCCAUGUAAUAAAAUAUUCAUAUAAGUAUAUUUAUUCUCAUCAUCACUUAA
This is a messenger RNA of Vigna angularis (adzuki bean), 946 nucleotides long. RefSeq lists its product as uncharacterized. NCBI's taxonomy places the organism in Eukaryota, Viridiplantae, Streptophyta, Magnoliopsida, Fabales, Fabaceae. The record is from RefSeq and is a predicted model, not a curated record. Bases 36 to 341 code for a protein of 101 amino acids. The transcript is spliced from 5 exons.